Molecule: messenger RNA, 795 nt
Organism: Paraphaeosphaeria sporulosa
Lineage: Eukaryota; Fungi; Ascomycota; Dothideomycetes; Pleosporales; Didymosphaeriaceae
Exons: 1
Source: RefSeq, a predicted model, not a curated record
UGUCCACUCCUGCGCGUUGUUGAACAGUACGGCCUUUUGGUAUCCAUCGUCUCGAAUCUUACACCUGAAGACUUGUUCUCCUUAGCAGCGGCAUCCAAAUCUAUAUACAAAGCAAUAUUCUCCGGUAAAGCGAGUAUGCCCAAUAUACUCAGCAAGAUGCCUUGCGCUGGCAGAGGCCUUCAUAUCCGACGUAUCAACCAUGUCAGAUCGCCUGUCACCUUACGCCCUCGGUGCCUUGGCUUUGACAUUUGCGGAGCCAUGAGGGGAACCGUUGAAACACAUCCUUGCGUCAAGUGCCAGUUGAAUACCUGUGACGAAUGUCGCAUACACUGCGUAUUCAAUAGCACCGUUGAGCCCGAGGAAGAGCCAGACGAGCUGCCCACGUAUAGCGGUUUCGUCCUUCUUUCUCCCCACGACAUGGGCAUUCUGACACCCGCGCACCUCAUGUUGCCCGGCGAAAACCCAAAAACUCUGGUCCCAUACCAUGAUAAAGGCUUCCUCGAUUCUCCAUGGAUAACCACUGAAUUCGUUAACCCCGAAUCAGUCGAUGAAAUUCUCGAUUUUGAUCUUGCACGAGGUCCUCUACGGCUAGCGAAUGACUCCAACGCUCGUCACCCAUCGUCUAUUAUUAAGGCUUUCUGGCAUUAUACAGAGGAACGAAAGCUGAAAAUGUGUGACGACUGUCGAGAAGUGCAGCAAGUGGGCGACUUUCACCCCCAGCAGCACAAGUGUGCGUGCACACUUCGAGAACACGUCCUCGGGCAAUGGACAUGCGUGGAGUGUUUCCAGAAAGAG